Molecule: messenger RNA, 724 nt
Organism: Olea europaea var. sylvestris
Lineage: Eukaryota; Viridiplantae; Streptophyta; Magnoliopsida; Lamiales; Oleaceae
Exons: 4
Coding region: 108-602 (164 amino acids)
Source: RefSeq, a predicted model, not a curated record
UGCGAUAGUAAAUAUAAAAGUUAACUUUUCUUUUCCUAUAUAAAGAUUGAGAAAUUAGUUUAUCAGAAGCAUGUGAGUGUUUUUUCUGUAGCUGUGCUAAGGAUAGGAUGGAAGCAUUGGAUUUGAAAUCCUAUAAAAGGGAAGAUGAAGUUGAGAAGAAGGAAAUAUCAAAAAAUGAAGGGGUUAUGCGAUCAGAGGAUUCAUUGAGAUGUUGCUCAUGCUUCAGCUUUUUGUUUCCUUCAGGGAGCCAUUUUGAUCUAUUUCGGGUUUUUCGGAAGAAAUAUGAAGAGGAUUUUGAAAAGUCGCAACUAGCAAAGGAACCAGGGAAAAGGAACUUGAACAAUCCCCUGGACGUCCAGGGGAUUGUUAGGCAUCCUCCUAUUGGGGGGGUGCCUGCACGUCGUGUUCGAGAGGCGCCAAACAAUCCCCUGACCGGGAUUGCUCAAUCAGCACUGCGCAAGGAACCAAGUGGUAUAACUGUGAUUAAAGACCACCAGAUAUUAGAUCAACUCGAUGUUAGAGUCGGUGCAGCUAAGCGGUCAUCAAGUUCCACGACACCUGACUUCAAGAAACCUGUUAAGCCAGUAAUUGUUCGAAAGUGAUCUCUUUCGAUAUGUUUUUUAUCUUUCAAAAGCUACAUCUAAGGCAAUUACUAUAUCACAUUGUGUUGAAAUUAUAUUCCCAAGUUCCAACAUUUUAUAUUUAUUUAUCUGAAGUUUAUAGA